Molecule: messenger RNA, 1491 nt
Organism: Aspergillus puulaauensis
Lineage: Eukaryota; Fungi; Ascomycota; Eurotiomycetes; Eurotiales; Aspergillaceae
Product: purple acid phosphatase family protein
Exons: 2
Coding region: 1-1491 (496 amino acids)
Molecular function (GO): metal ion binding; acid phosphatase activity
Source: RefSeq, a predicted model, not a curated record
AUGAAGCUGUUGACACCAUUCAAGGCUGCCCCGUUGGUGGCAGCGUCUGUCCUUGCAAAGGCAAAUCUCCCUGCCCUUCCUGCUGAUCUGACAACGCCGUUCCAGCAGCGCCUUGCCAUCUAUGAGCCCAAUUCGGUGUCUAUCGGAUGGAAUACGUAUACCCAGCUGAACCAGUCCUGCGUGGAAUAUGGCACUUCCAGUAGCAAGUUCGACAAACGCUCCUGUGCUAAAGAGUCCACCACGUAUCCCAGCUCUCGCACAUACGAGAACGUGGUCAUCCUGGACGGCCUCACUGCCGGCAUCACGUACUACUACAAGAUCGUGUCCACCAACUCCAGCGUCGACCACUUCCUCAGCCCUCGCAGCCCAGGCGACAAGACCCCCUUCAGCAUCAACGCCGUCAUCGACCUAGGCGUCUACGGCCAAGACGGCUUCACAAUCGAAGGCGACAAGACCAAAAAGGAUGUUAUCCCAAGCAUAGACCCAUCCCUCAACCACACCACCAUCGGCCGCCUCGCCAACACAGUCGACGACUACGAAUUCAUCAUCCACCCCGGCGACUUCGCCUACGCCGACGACUGGAUCCUCACGCCCGCCAAUCUACUCGACAGCGAGCGCGCAUACCAGGCCAUCCUCGAGAACUUCUACACGCAACUCGCGCCCAUCGCCGGCCGCAAGCCCUACAUGGCCAGCCCGGGGAACCACGAGGCCGCAUGCCAGGAAAUCCCAUUCACGACGGGCCUCUGCCCAGACGGCCAGAAGAACUUCACAGACUUCAUGCACCGCUUCGGAAACACCAUGCCCGCAUCGUUUCCCUCCGUGUCGAGCAACAACACCGCCAAAGUCCUCGCGAACCAGGCGCGCGAACUCGCACAGCCACCCUUCUGGUAUUCCUUCGAGUACGGCAUGGCCCACAUCGUCAUGAUCAACACCGAGACCGAUUUCGAGGACGCACCGGAUAGCCAGGGUGGGUCGGCCGGUUUGGGAGCUGGUCCGUUCGGCGCAAAGGACCAGCAGCUGCAGUUCCUCGAGGCGGAUCUGGCCAGUGUGGAUCGGGCCGUGACGCCGUGGGUUAUUGUCGCGGGCCAUAGACCCUGGUAUACGGCUGGCUCGGGCUGCGAGCCCUGCCAGGAGGCGUUUGAGGAGAUCCUGUAUAAAUACGGGGUCGAUCUGGGUGUGUUUGGGCACGAGCAUAACUCGCAGCGGUUCCUGCCGGUUUAUAACAACAACCCUGAUCCGAAGGGGAUGCAGGAUCCCAAGGCGCCGAUGUAUAUUGUCUCUGGGGCGGCGGGGAAUAUUGAAGGGCUUUCGUCGAUCUCGAGUAAGCCGGACUUUACGCAGUUUUCGAAUGAUGAGAGUUAUGCGUAUGCGACGAUUCGGUUUGUGGAUGAGAGUCACCUUAGGAUUGUGUUUUUGGAUGUGGUUUCUGGGGAUGUUUUGGAUCAGAGUACCUUGUUUAAGAGUCAUAAACAGAGGUUUGUUCGGCAGUAG